Messenger RNA from Oncorhynchus keta (chum salmon), 2045 nucleotides. RefSeq names its product pleckstrin homology domain-containing family O member 1-like. The transcript has 4 exons. The coding region runs from base 545 to 1057 and encodes 170 amino acids. The record is from RefSeq and is a predicted model, not a curated record. Lineage: Eukaryota; Metazoa; Chordata; Actinopteri; Salmoniformes; Salmonidae. Gene Ontology annotation, cellular component: ruffle membrane; muscle cell projection membrane. Gene Ontology annotation, biological process: regulation of myoblast fusion.
UUCAUAUUUGCGUCUUUCACACGAAUCUCGUGCCUUCAUUCCUUAUUUUCUGUGAUGAUAUCAUGACUCCGUAGCCCUGCAGCUUGGGGUUUAGAGAGAUUGAGCCAUCGAGUUACAGAGCGGGGGAGAAGGCUAUCCAGUCUCCCAGCUGCAUGCUCUCUAAUAACCAAAGCCUCGGAGAAGAGAGGAGAGGGAGAGGGAGAGGGAGGGGGACUCAAUAGGGAGGCAAUGAAACGGACUCAUCCGCGUAACUAGACACUACCAGUCCAGUUCAGUGUUCAGAGCAUGCGAGAGCGUAGCUCGACCAACCGCAUUCAGUUAUAUCUACAAAGGAAUAGAGAGGGAGAAAAUUGAAGUGUUCCAGCCUAGGGAGUCGGCGAGGAAAGGAGCAAGACAUAGGCUACUGGCGGCUUUCGAGCGUCACGGGCAUAUACACCCCGUGUCCAGAAUUUACGGCCAUUCUUGGCACCAGCCUGUUGUACAAAAUUGCGGAUUUAUAACUGAGUGAAUUCGGGGAUAGUCAUCGACAGUCCUAUCCUUCACAAUGAAGAAAAACAAUUCAGCUAAACGGGGCCCGCAGGACACAAACCAGCACAACACGCAGCCAGACAAAAUCGGUUGGAUUCGCAAGUUCUGUGGCAAAGGGAUAUUUAGGGAGAUCUGGAAAAAUCGUUUUGUAAUACUCAAAGGGGACCAACUUUACAUCUCAGAGAAAGAGGUGAAGGAUGAGAAGAAGAUCCAGGAGGUGGUUGACCUGACGGAUUACGAGCGUUCUGAGGAGCUCCGCAAGGCCAAGAGCCGCAGCAAGAAGAACCACAGCAAGUUCACCCUGCUGCGCUGCAGAACCCCAGGCAACACGGUCCCUAACCUGGUGUUCCUGGCUGUUAGUCCAGAGGAGAAGGAGUCCUGGAUAAACGCCUUAAAUGGAGCAAUCACCAGAUCCAAGAACAGCAUCCUGGAUGAGGUGAGACACACCUCCACUCUCCUUCUCCUCUCUCUGUCUUAUAAACAACACUUCAUCUGUCACAUGGCCAAUUGCAAGAGAAUAUCUUACUGAAUGCACUUGAGGAAUGGAAUCCAUUGACCCGCCCCUCAUUCACACACACCCUCAUGAACCGACACUAAACUCCCACAGCAUGUUGACAUGUAUAAAGUGCUUCAGAAAUAGAAGGAACUGUUAUCGUAUCUUACAUUCUAUCUUAAACUGGUUUCCCGAUGAGAGCAUUUUCUGGGUUUCAGUCUAGUGUAGUGUAGAUGAAAUGACCUCUAUAAAGAAGAGAGACAGGUGGUGACAGCUGUGACAGUCUUCUAGCUGAGGCAGCUGAUCAAAGGAUUCCCUCUCUGUUUGGGGAUGAUGGGAUGGAUCCUUCAUCCCUCCUUCUCACUGCAGGUCAAACGCCCUGAUGACAUCAAUAGACAGACGGUAGGGGAGCAGCUUGAUGUGAAAUAACAUGUACACACACUAAAACACACAUAUACACACACACACACUUCUGAGCUUUUAUGCACUUAACACAUCGUGUCAACACCACCCUUAUAUAAGGCCACAACACACACAUUUGACAUAGUCCCCAACACACACACAUGGAUGGACACAUGCACACACACACUGAUGCACGAAAGCACACCCACCAAAACACACACACACACACAGCUAUAGAUGGCCCAAACUGUACAGGUCCCUAUCACACAGCUAUAGAUGGCCCAAACUGUACAGGUCCCUAUCACACAGCUAUAGAUGGCCCAAACUGUACAUGUCCCUAUCACACAGCUAUAGAUGGCCCAAACUGUACAUGUCCCUAUCACACAGCUAUAGAUGGCCCAAACUGUACAUGUCCCUAUCACACAGCUAUAUAUGGCCCAAACUGUAUAGGUCCCUAUCACACAGCUAUAGAUGGCCCAAACUGUACAGGUCCCUAUCACACAGCUAUAGAUGGCCCAAACUGUACAGGUCCCUAUCACACAGCUAUAGAUGGCCCAAACUGUACAGGUCCCUAUCACACAGCUAUAGAUGGCCCUAACUGUACAGGUCCCUAUCACACAGC